Messenger RNA from Pecten maximus, 1802 nucleotides. RefSeq lists its product as uncharacterized. The record is from RefSeq and is a predicted model, not a curated record. The transcript has a single exon. The coding region runs from base 35 to 1087 and encodes 350 amino acids. NCBI's taxonomy places the organism in Eukaryota, Metazoa, Mollusca, Bivalvia, Pectinida, Pectinidae.
GGAAGUAAGAGUUGUUUGUAGCCAUGACAAGAAGAUGUCGAGUGGUCGGCAUGUCAGACUCCCCGCCCUGAGAAUUCCGUCGGAACCCCCUAAAUUUAAGUUUCGGAAGAAGGUUAUAGCGAAAACAACAGGGGAUAAACGGCCACACCCUUCAACCACGAGCUGUGACAAAAUCGUCAAUAAGGAGCCAAAAGCGAAGGCGCCUGAGGUCGACGUAAAUGUUGACGAAGUAAUUCGCCAGCAGGAACGGCAUUUGCCACCAAUACACAAAGAACCAAUGGAUUCUAAGAUUCCUGGGCUGUAUGGCGCUUAUUAUUCACAGUGUGUCUGCGAGAAGAAUUCCAACAUCGAUCCGCUGAAUGCCGCGCCUCCAAAUCAUCAGGGAGUGGUCGGUAAAGUUUCAGCAACAGAACUCCUUGCUGGCAAGGUCGAGCAACCCGUUAAAUACAAGCAUUUUGCAUACGGCAGUAAUGAUUGGCUGCACCUUCUUGUGACGGGUCAACUUCCGCCGGAAGUACUCCAGGCAUUCAUGAAUAAAUUUUGCAGAGCGGGGACCACACUGAAAGCACAUGGACCGAAUGCCGACAAAUAUUUUUAUUACCAAGGCGGGAGGAAACGUACAAAAGAACUUUGGGAGCCCAAGCAAAUGAGGCAACAACAGGUUUACAGCCAGUUUCACAAAGAACAACUCGAAGCUAGCUGUCGCCAAAGAAAGAAUAUGAAAGAAUUGUCGAAGAAAGCGGAACUAAUGGCCAAGCGGAACGAAUCUGUGCUACUGAAGAAAAUGGACAAGGUAGAUAGUCGUAUCAAAUCUUAUCUUGACAAAAUGGAAAAGAACUGUUCAAAAGUUAGCGCAAAUGAAAACACUAACGGCAAUAUGACAAAUUCUCUCUGCAAAAACAAUUAUAUUUCAAACGACGGCGAUAAAAACGUGCACGGUUUCCAAAAGCAUAAAGAAAACUUCGCGAAGGAGAUCCUUCCAGUAAUUGCAUGGGCAAAAGCAGCACUCACAAAUAUGCUCUCGGAAAAUUGCGAUCCUUCCGGUGAAUGUUCGACCGGAAGUAGCCCGACUGAAGAAACCAAAUGAUUUAAAUUAUGCUUCCGAUAAAAAAAAUCUCAAAUUCUCUCAUUAUUUUUUAAACUGAACAUAUGUCAAGCUCUUAAAGAAUGUUGUAUAUUGAAGUUGGUCUAGGUAUUUGGUUUAAACACUUUUUUACCGCAGUAUUUUAGUUUUUUGUUAAUAUUUUUUUUCUCACUUCAUGUAAGAUGUCUAUAUACUGCAUACGUUGUUUAAAAGGGUACUAAACAUAAUGAAUAUAAACUGACAUUUAUUUGUUUAUGAAUGAUUCAUGAAUUUAUUUAUUUAUUUAUUUAUUUUAGAAUAUCUUUGUAUCUGUUUAAGUAAUUUCAAUUUAGAGCAAUUAUCAUAUUUCUUAUUUCAACGGUUGCAUGUAACUCUUAGCUAAUACUAAAAGUCGUUGGCGUUCCACCUCAAAGCGAGGUUUUCAAAUGUUGGUUUCAUAAGUAUCUAUCGCAUUAAGUCAUCGAUUGAUUUUUGUUUGUAUACCGAAUUCUAUCAUGGUUUUCACUGAAGGUAUUUGAUAGGGGUAUUUCCCAUAUAUCUAGUGCUUGUGCAUAAUAUGCAUUUAUUUUUCCUCAAGUUUACCUACAUGAAGGAUUUACUUAAUUUUAAGUUUUGAUGUUUUAUUUAAACAUUUCGAACUACUUUUAACUCAGUUGUAUUUCAUUGAAAUUGCAAUUAUUUAAGCUGAUGCUUCUUUGUCCUGCAGCAAAUCCAAUUU